UGUGGCAUCCCCACGUGUUAACUGCAGUGUCAGGCAACUUACUCAACCGUGUGUGCCUCUGGUUCCCCACAUGGAGAUCAGGGGGUGGUGGCGCUCAUUGCAUAGGGCGUUGCAAGGAUGAAUCCAGUGGGAUAAUGCACUCAAACACGGAGCUGGGCGCGCAGUAGGUGCUCUCUAAGCAUUAGGCAUUACUGCUCGGCAACUGCUGCCGGCGCCUCAGUAAAGCACUCCCUGUUUAACUUGGCUCUUGUUCCACAGAAAACGCCCUGAUGUUAUAACCAAAACAGACUGGCUCGCUCCCAUCCUAUGGGAAGGGACUUUCGACAGGCGGGUCCUGGAAAAACAUUACAGAAGGCGGAAUAUCACUGUGGGCCUGGCCGUCUUUGCUACUGGCAGGUUUGCAGAGGAGUACCUGAGGCCGUUCCUACACUCCGCAAAUAAGCACUUCCUGACAGGCUACCGAAUGAUCUUCUACAUCACGGUGGACGCCUUCUUCCAGCUGCCUGACAUACAGCCCAGUCCUCUUCGAACGUUCAAAGCAUUUAAAGUGGGCACCGAGAGGUGGUGGCUCGACGGCCCCCUGGUGCAUGUGAAGAGCCUGGGUGAACACAUCGCCAGUCGCAUCCGGGACGAGGUGGACUUCCUCUUCAGCAUGGCUGCCAACCAGGUCUUCCAGAACAAGUUCGGGGUGGAGACCCUGGGCCCGUUGGUGGCCCAGCUCCACGCCUGGUGGUAUUUCAGAAACACCGAGAACUUCCCUUACGAGAGGAGGCCGAUCUCAGCAGCUUGCAUCCCGUUUGGACAGGGAGAUUUCUAUUAUGGCAGCUUGAUGGUUGGUGGCACACCCCAUAAUAUUUUAGACUUCAUCAAAGAAUAUCUGAACGGAGUUAUUCAUGACAUCAAAAAUGGACUCAAUAGCACCUCUGAAAAGCACCUUAACAAAUAUUUUUACCUCAAUAAACCCACCAAGCUGUUAUCACCAGAAUACAGCUGGGAUCUUGCAUUUUCUCCUCCUCCACAGAUCCAAUACGUCAAGGUCGCACAUGAUUCCCAGAGGAAAUUAUGAAUUACGCCAUGAGGUGUAUGACGAAUAAAUGAAUCACGGCAAUUUCUUAUAAGUGAGGGAAGUCUUAAAACCUUCCAUUUUUUAGAGACAUACAAAUUUACAUCCUUCCCAAAUAAAUGUUUCUUCUUGCCAUUUUGAGCCAUCUUAUUUGGCUAAUGUAGGAUAAAGAAUAAAAGGAUAAUUACUUAAUGUUAAUACACAGUAAUGUUAUUAUCUAUGUAUUGUAGACAAUGUGAAAAUACAUUUGACAUAGAAUGAAUAUUUUUAACGGAGAAAGACUCUAGUUGAGAAAAAACAUUCAUAAAAUGGAAAAGUAGUUCACGCAAAGGAAAAAAUGAAUGCCAGGCCACUCACUGAGUAGUCACUGUGUUUUUCCACACUGGGAUAUGUGUGGCUUGUGGUCGACCUCGCCUAUUGUCUCAGUCUGUCCGGUGUGUGAUUCGACACAGGUGAGCUAGAGGAAUCCAGCCAAAGCCACCUCUUACUAUUACGGUUUCAAAGUGAGAUAUUCAGUUCCUUUUGUUAAAAAGCUAUAGAUAUUGUCCGGUUGUGGUAGCUCAUGCCUGUAAUCCCAGCACUUUGGAAGGCCGAGGCAGGCGGAUCACCUGAGGUCAGGAGUUCGAGACCAGCCAGCCU
Gorilla gorilla gorilla (western lowland gorilla) is the source of this 1702-nucleotide messenger RNA. RefSeq names its product glycosyltransferase 6 domain containing 1 (gene GLT6D1). The transcript is spliced from 2 exons. Gene Ontology annotation, cellular component: membrane; Golgi apparatus; vesicle. The record is from RefSeq and is a predicted model, not a curated record. Gene Ontology annotation, biological process: carbohydrate metabolic process. Bases 464 to 1066 code for a protein of 200 amino acids. NCBI's taxonomy places the organism in Eukaryota, Metazoa, Chordata, Mammalia, Primates, Hominidae. Gene Ontology annotation, molecular function: hexosyltransferase activity.